Messenger RNA from Cucurbitaria berberidis CBS 394.84, 2239 nucleotides. RefSeq names its product peptidase S28. The record is from RefSeq and is a predicted model, not a curated record. The coding region runs from base 128 to 1888 and encodes 586 amino acids. Gene Ontology annotation, biological process: proteolysis. Gene Ontology annotation, molecular function: dipeptidyl-peptidase activity; serine-type exopeptidase activity. Lineage: Eukaryota; Fungi; Ascomycota; Dothideomycetes; Pleosporales; Cucurbitariaceae. The transcript is spliced from 3 exons.
UGUCUGGUCUUGUAGGAUUGACAUCGUCGCGAUCAAAGAGGUUUGACGGCUACGCUUCCGUUUCCUCUUUUCUUGCCUGCCCGUCGCAACGUUUCCUUCCUGAACGUAUUGAUCGGAUUCUUUGAUCAUGCGUACCUCGACUUCGGUGGCGGCGCUCGCGCUCGCGUUCCUCCAGACCACAACCGCUUUGAACUCGGCAGUGCAGCGCAAGUACAAUCUCCUUGCGGACAUGGGCCUCAAUCCCGACGGAUCGUCUAUGGACCUCCCAGCUGUUGAUAACCCCGCCAUCGACAUUGGCUCUCUCAAAGCUCUGAAAGCGACCACUGCUUCAGACGACCAAUCCGUCUCAAUCACCGCUGCCGAAAAGAUCCUUCCGGAGUAUGUUAAACUGCCGCUCGACAACUUUGCAAAGGACAAGAAUCAGGACUAUUCGUAUCACGGGUCCUUUUUCAAUAGAUUCUGGGUGGCGGAGAGCAGUUACAAGACCGGCGGACCCGUGUUCAUCUACGAUGUCGGAGAGGCCAAUGCAGAAUCGAAUGCGCUCUUCAGGUUGCAAAAUGAGACGAGCUUUUUCAAACAGAUGGUGGACUCGUAUGGAGGCAUAGGGAUAGUCUGGGAACACAGAUACUAUGGCAACUCAACACCAGAGCCAAUCGACAUCAACACUCCACCAGAGGCUUUCAGAUUUCUCACCACAGAGCAGUCGCUAGCAGAUGUAGACCGCUUCGCUAAACAAUUCGCUCGAAAGAACAUCAACUACACAUUGACGCCCGAUAAGACUCCAUGGGUCUUCGUCGGUGGCUCUUACCCGGCUAUGCGCGCAGCUUUCAUGCGCGACCAGUACCCGGAAACCAUUUACGCCAGCUAUGCGUCCUCGGCGCCCGUCCAGGCGUCCGUCGACCAGAGCUUCUAUUUCGAGCCAAUCUGGAGAGGACUAAACAAGUAUGGCUUUGGCAACUGCUCAAGAGAUAUCCAGGCCGCCACGAGGUAUAUGGAUAGGAUCAUGGACAAGGACCACGCUGGUGCGGCGAAACUGAAGGAACAAUUCCUCGGCCGUGGUGCCGCCAAGAACUCUCAUGCUACCUUUGCUGAUGCUCUGACUACCAUCUUCGCCACCUGGCAAUCAUAUGGUGUGGAGAGUGGUGUGACGGGCCUCCGUCGAUUUUGCGAUUGGAUCGAGACGGAUCCUGAUACGCGGACGUUGGCGCCAGCUGAAGGGUGGGCCAAGUCAAAGGGUGCCAAUUUCACCGUAGCUAGAUGGGCGACGUAUCCCUGGUUUGCAGCCAACGUCAACAACUUAAUGGAAACGGAGUGCUCUGGGAAGGCAAACGUUACGGGAAAUUGCGACCUGGACAGGAAGUUCACUGAUCCGGCAUCCAUCGCGUGGACGUGGCAGUACUGCACGCAGUGGGGAUACUUCCAAUCCGCCAACCUCGGCCCCAACCAACUCGUGUCAAAAUACAACUCCCUCCACCACCAACACGACAUCUGCCACCGCCAAUUCCCCACAGCGCCUCGCUCCCUACUCCCGGACUGGCCCAACGUCGACCGCACCAACGCCGUCUUCGGAGGCUGGAACAUCCGCCCCUCAAACACAUACUGGUCCAACGGCGAGUUCGACCCCUGGCGAACCCUGAGUCCCGCCAGCGCAGAGCCGUUCGCGCCAAAGGGUGUGAAGCGCUUCACCGACGCGCCGAAAUGCGGAGAAAAGCAGAGCCACUGGGAGCUUUUCGGCUAUGUGCUGCCGGAUGCGCAGCAUUGCUAUGAUUUCCGCACUACGUUUGCUGGCGGGGCGAUUUCGAGGCAGUAUUUUACUACUGCGUUGACCAAGUGGUUGAAGUGCUUUAAGCCGAGGGGCGGCAAGCCGGGGCGGCCGUGGAGGGCGUAAGGGGAGAUGGUGGGCGGGGAGUGUUGUUGGAUGGGAUGAUGCCAUGACUAUAUUGAAAUAUAUCUUUUAUUAGCAAGGUGUUUGACUUGUCUUUGCUCAGGUCCGCCUUGUAUGAGUACAAAAUACAGAGCUACUAACACAUUAACUCGUCAACUAUUUGUUGGUUACGAACUACGGGGCCAUACUUCAUCAGUUCUAAUGGGCUAGGAGAAACGAGCUGGUGACUGACUGUAAAAAGAGACAAUAGCUGGACUUUGCACGGACUUGCUCAAGAUGACUGAAUUGUUGAGAAUAAUUGAGGUGAGAUGUCUUCAGGGGCUGUACGUGAAAAUACUGUGAUCGAGGGGCUUC